CCCGCACCCCUCCACCCACAGGAGGCGGAGGCGCGUGCGCAAUCCAGGAAGAUGUCGUUCCCUCAGCUAGCGAAGAGCGGAGGGGUAGGGGGCUGCAGCAAAGGGAAGAAAUGUCGAGGAUCGAACCCAGGGCCUUGCAUACAAUAGGGAAAUAACUACAAGUCUAACUGUCACUUUGGGAGAUUUCUUCUCCCUCCUUGAACCUCUGUGAUGCGGUUGCCAAGCAACAGCUCCUUUGAUGUGCUAACAUUCUACUGGCAGGACUGCUACUUACAGUGGACAAUUCAGGUGCCUUUUGGGAUUGACCUUGGAUUUGGAAUUUUCUCUUGUUCUUUAUGUGCAAUAGGUUCAUUGGGCAGCUUCUUCUGAGGUCUAACUAAGCCCUGAGGAUCUGAAGUAGAACCUUCUAGAAGACAUUGCUUUUGAUGCCCAACAGACCUCAGCAUCUCUUCUUGAGUACUCUAUGGAAACUUCCCUGGGAAGCAUCUGGGGUCACCGUUAGCAGAUCCGAUUCAUGCUGCUUGUAUCUCCAGCAUGUCAAGCCCUCUCCGAUCUCUAAACCACUCACAUCCAGGAAGGCUUCCUACUAGGCCCCAUGAGGCUAAGUCACCACAAGUCAGGCAGCUAUCAGCCUGGAAAAACCAUCCAGUGGCUUGUUUUGAUCUACCUCCUGAGGUGAUUUCUACCAGGAACCCAGUUACAUGCAACAAAAGGGCAGCUGACCCAGUCCAUCCUGACUUUGCUGGUUUGUUGGUGAAAAACAAGAAUCUUUUAGCUGAGCUAAGAAAUCUUCAAAGCAAACUUCUCAUAAAGGAAAGUAUGUUGCAAGAGAUGAAGAGUGAGUUAGAAAGUUAUAAAGAAAAUAACACCCAACAGUCAUUCCAGAUAAUGUCCCUGAGAGAUGAUAUCCAGGACCUACAGGAACUCAUUGCUUCUCUAACCAGAAUUAAGUCUUUGAAAAACACCAACAUUGAAAGUCUUGAAAGAGGCAACUGGGAACUAACUGAACGAGUUACAGCACUAGAAAACCUUCUAAAAGUACAUCUGGUUGAAAGAGAAAAAGCAGAGCGAAAAGCUGAUCUUUUGGAGAAAAUGUUGUCAGGCACUAGCAGAUUCCCUUCUUAUAUGACUAUGAAAGGACAAGAAAAUUUAUUGGAUGUUUUCCCAGUGAAGGACAAGACAGAAGCUUUCAUGGCCAACAACUUUGAGAGAGACAUUUUUCAUACUGAAGAACCAAAUCACAAGCAGAAAAUUUGGGAUGGAUGUCAACAAGAUUUGAUACAAAAGGAUAAACAAGCACCAGAGUUAGACAGACAGCCAUAUUCAUGCGGAUGGGAAACUGAAACCGAACAAUCUCAAUAUCAGAAUUUCCUCAGUCAAUUGUCUACUCUUGUGAGUGAUAGCAUUGUUCCCAUACCAGCCACAGAGGAAGCUGUGACAGAAAGGAUACUGGAAAUCAGUGAAAAUGAACUCUCUUGGAAAUCUAGAACAGAAGGCCUACAGCAGGAAAUUCAGAUGCUCACUAAGCAAUUGGAACAGCUGCAUCAGAUUUACGAAGAAACUGCUCAAGAAUCACCUCAGGGUGGAGAAAAUUAUAGGGAACAAAAAAAACCCUUGAAACGUCUAGAUGGAAACAUUGGUAUCAAUGACUUUUUUCAAAGGAAAUCAGACUUGGACAGGAAUAAAGAAAACUUCAGAACUCCGAAUUCUCAAGUAGAUAAGCAUAACAAGAAGUUCAAACAAUUAGAAAUGUUGUUGAAUAUUCAGCAAAAUUUACAGAUUAUUACAACGCCAAUAUUGGAGGAGAAAAUUCAGAAACUUCAGAAACAGCUCAGUGAUUUGAAAUUAUCAAAUAAAAAUAUGAAAACUCAACUGACAAAAAUAAAUGUCCUUAAAGACAAAACAAUUAUGAAGCUCAGGCAAUCUUUAACAAAAGUUGAAACAAUGAAGGAGAAGGUAGUUAUGAAUAUAGAUGAUUUGAAAACUACAUCCGACUCUGCAGAGCAAGAGGCAAGAUCAGACAAAGAGAAGGCCCGUCAGAUGUUAGACACUGUCACUCCUGAGCUCUCCAUAGCCAAGAACACGCUUGAAGUGUCAGGACAAGAACAAGAGCUUGGUGACUUUCGAGAAACUAUUUUGAAGAUGUUGGGAUUUGACAUGAAAACAGCAGACAAAGAAAUCAUCAAUCAGUUAAAGCUUAUUAUACAAGUUUAUGAAAUAUCUAACAAAUCAAAGAUUGCUUCUGAUUGUGAGACUGGACAAGAUAAUGAAUAAACAAGUUCUGCCUUUUAAUUGCUGCCAAGAACUGAGCAGAUAUAGCUGUUUCCUACGGCAUCUUGAAUAUGCUGUAUCAUGAAUAAAAUG
Molecule: messenger RNA, 2364 nt
Organism: Marmota monax (woodchuck)
Lineage: Eukaryota; Metazoa; Chordata; Mammalia; Rodentia; Sciuridae
Product: coiled-coil domain-containing protein 170-like
Exons: 12
Coding region: 535-2274 (579 amino acids)
Source: RefSeq, a predicted model, not a curated record